Molecule: messenger RNA, 3098 nt
Organism: Biomphalaria glabrata
Lineage: Eukaryota; Metazoa; Mollusca; Gastropoda; Planorbidae
Product: metaxin-1-like
Exons: 8
Coding region: 72-1103 (343 amino acids)
Biological process (GO): mitochondrion organization
Cellular component (GO): SAM complex
Source: RefSeq, a predicted model, not a curated record
AUAAAUAUACUAUGUAGAUCAACAUUGAAUCUAUCUCCUAUGUUUUGCUAACGACGCAACACAAGGACAAAAUGGCGGCGGAGAAAAUGAAACUAGAAGUUUGGAGAGGUGACUGGGGCUUGCCGUCUAUAGACCCUCAUUGUCUGGCAGUAUUGUCUUAUUGUAAAUUUUCCAGAGUUCCUGUUGAAGUCAUUAAAACUGGAAAUACCUGGCGAUCACCAACAGGAAAUUUUCCUGUAUUACGUCACAGGAAAGCCACUUUUAGCAGAGUAACAGAUAUAUUUACAUAUCUUAGGAAGGAGCAUUGGGGGAGUGACUCACAUUUGUCGACAAAAGAAAGUGCUGAUGUUGUUGCUUUUUCUGCGAUGCUUGAAGAAAAGCUUCUCCCAGCUUUGCUGCACUUGUGGUGGAUAGACGAUAAAACAUAUGUUGACAUCACUCGUCCAUGGUAUGCAAAAGCUGUGCCGUUUCCCCUAAGUUUGUUCAUACCACACCAGAAGCAGAAGAGAGCUGAGCUACGUGUGUUACUCACUAAAGGGGGAGACCACAUCACUGAUGCUGAGACAGAAUCUAAAGUCUAUAAAGAGGCUAAAGAGUGUUUAAAUUUGUUAUCAUACAAGCUGGGUGAUAAAGAAUACAUGUUUGGUAGACAACCUUCCUCUUUAGAUGCCCUUGUGUUUGGUUACUUAAUUCCAUUGAUCAAAGCUCCAUUGCCUUCAAACCCUCUACAGAGUCACUUACAGCAAUGUUCAAAUCUUUGUCAGAUGUGCAAUGGCAUUCUUACAACUUAUUUUCCUGCAGAGGUCAAAGAGUAUGAAGACAAUAAGAAGAAAGAAGAACAACAGAAGAAAAAUCAGGGAGUUAGGGCAGAUGUGACAGAGUUUCCAAAUAGGCGACGAAACAUGAUCUUGGCCGCUGUGUUUGCCAUCACAUCUAUGAUAGGUUAUGCCUUGGCUACAGGCCUGAUCAAUGUGCAGAUCAAAGAUUCAGAAGUUACUCAGGGGAACAGGAAGUUUCGGACGCCUCCUCCUCAGUCACUGCAAGGCCCUCAAUUUGAAACACCAAGAGUUCUGGAGGAGCAGCAGGAGAAUGGGGAAGAGUAGUCAUGAGUUCAUCUCAACUUGGAAUUAUUGCUUCUCAUUUGUUUAAUAGUUUGCUGUUAUGCUAAUAUUCUAGUUAAGACCCAUAACUUCUUGCGGAAAACCAUUGUUUAUUCAAUUUAAAUAGAUGUCAUUGCUUUUAAGUAUGGAUUAGUCUGUAAACCAUAAGCACUGACUACAACUGGUAAUCGUGAAACACAUGGAAUUCUGUCAUGUGAAAAAUAUGUUGACAUAGUGCAUUUUUAUUUGAAUUUUACAAUGUUAUUGUCUUCCUUAUGUUGACGUAUUGUGUCAAGUAGACACUCAACAACUUUUGUCUUGAAAAAAAAAAGUAAAGUAUUUGCAAUAACUGCUAUUUAUAUUAGUAUAUACAUGACAAAGAUUUUGUGUUUCAAUAAUGCAUCCCUAUCUUGUCCAAACACCGUGCAUCAAACUCAGUUCUAUUUGAAGUCACUGUAGAACAAAAAGGAAGAGUCAAUCUAAAUCUAGCUUCAAAUUUUUGAAAGAAACUCAAACAAGGCUAUCUAAUCAAAUUUUGUUUUGCUGACUAGUACUUUUGGUACUCCCUUUCUCCCUUCAUUCUGAGUCUAACUAAAUUGAUAAUUCUUCCUUCUGUCUCAAAAGACAAUGGAUGCGCCCAGAUGAAUCACUGGUUUUAGUUUUCGUGAGAUGGGGCAGAAUCUGAUGUGACUAAUCAAGCUGAUUCUGAUGCAGUAAAGUUUGCCACAGUUCGAGCAUGUGAAUGAACCUGUUUUAGUGCUGUCUGAUAGGGCUGCUUUCUUUCCCAUUCUCUUAUCUAAGGCAGCAUCAUUUCUAUUUCUCUAGGCAAGAUUCGCAUCAGUACACACACUCCAUGCUGUCCCAUCUUAAGCUCUUUCCUACCACAUGCCUACAGAGAUUCAUACAGAAUCUCUGUUGGGUCUGACUCUUCAAGUUUAGCAUAGAGGAUGUCUUCAGGAAUUCUUCUAUGCAUCAUUCAGGGGACUAAAUUGAUAUAAUCUGGCACAUUUAAGUAUGAUGAGUGCAGUCCUAGAUAUUUUAUCAUACAGUAAUUCCUAACAUAACUGUAGACGUGUGUUAUUGUAUCAAUAACAAACUUCUUUUUAUCUAGCAUCCAGCUUGAUCCUCAUGCAACUACAGUACUGAAUGUGUUAGAUUAAAAAAAUAUAACAUUUUUCAAUUCUUACUAUUAACUCACACUUUCAUCCCAUUUUGACAACUUUUCAUUAACCUAUUAAGCUUAUUUUUACACAUUGACUCAUGCUGCAAGACAAAAUAUUUUAUUAAAAUUUCAGAAAGAUUACUUCAUUAACUAUUGAAAUAAUUACAGUUUUGUAUUUACUGUUAAAACCUAUCAGACUCAAGGUAACUAACAAUUAUAUUAUUAUUCUUAUUACUAUCAGUAUCUUUUCACUUAUGGCUGGUAUGAAAACGUAUGAAAACAAAUAUAUAUCAAUGUUGAGUUGACUGUAUUAUUUGAAUAUGAAGUAAGAAGUGAAAAUAUUUCCAAUUCUAAGAAAGUGAAAUAAAACUAAGUUUGACUAACAUUGCUUUACUCUAUGUUAUGUGCACAUUCUGCUGUUCUUGGUACAUUUUGUAAUGGAGAACAAACUUAUACUUUUUAAAUAUUUUCACUGACUAAUUUUAUAAGCUGUUUUUUCUUAGUCCCAUAUGUACUUAGCAUAACUAAAAAAGGUAGUAUUUAUAUAAGGAGCUAAUAGAAUCUCAGGUAGGCCUAGUAUUUAGAUAGAAUAAAAAGAAUCAAAAUGUUUAUUACCUUUUCUCUGUGUAACUUUGCUUAUAUUUUACAUGUAAAUAAGAAUGUGAAACUUCUUGUUAAAAAAAAAAAAAGAACAUUAAAAUGUUGACUGUGAGAAUGGGGAUGAAUGUUGAAUGAAAGUAGAAUUCAGUUAAAAAAAUAUUUUUUUUAGCAAUAUAUUGAAAAGUUAAGUUUUGUUUUGUAUUUCUCUAUUUAAUAAACAUUGAAGAAGUACUCAA